CCGACACCUGAGUACCUGACACACAGCGGCGAAACGCCGAAACCGCGUCAAGUUCCCCUUCUUCGAUCCCCCAAUCGCCGUAACCCUAGACUCGCCACCGCCGCCGCGAUGCUCCGCUCGCCGGGCAAUUCGCCCCGCCUCCUCUCACCGUCGCCCACACCCGCGCCCUCCACCCCUCGCCCGGCCUCCCCGCCCCCCUCCAACGCCCCCUCCUCGAAGCGUCGCCGGUCGGAGGUGCUCGACGAGGACACCUACGUCGCCGCCAUCGAGCGCAUCAUCGAGCGCGACUACUUCCCCGACCUGCCCCGCCUCCGGGACCGCCUCGACUGGCUGCAGGCCGUGCGGUCCCACGACCCGCUCAUCCUACGCGACGCGCAGCUCAAGAUCCUAGACCGCCGCCGCCGCGCCCAGCGCCACGCGGCGGGGCCCGUCCCCACGCCGACGCCGGCCACCUCCACCGCGCUCCGCUCCCCGUCCUUUCUCACCACCCCCGCCGGAUCCGUCGCCGGCGGCGUGAGAGGUCCCGACGCCGACCACGACGACGACGUCGCGGCCGCGCUCUCCCUGGACGGCUUCUUCCACCGCUUCACCAGCGAGGACAACGACUCCUUCUCGCGCAUCCUAGACAAGGUGAACCAGCGCCGCCGCGAACGCUACGCGCACCUGCUGGAGCCGCCGCCGCCUGUCGAGGCGGGGACUAAACCGUCAGAGGACGCCAAGCGCAACAGGAUCACGGACGGGUACGGUACAUCGGGGCAGCCACCGAGCACGCUCGAGGGCGCCAAGUUCACGGCAAAGAACUUGCUGAUGUACUAUCCGGCUGACCAGGGGGAAGCGCCCCUCACGGAGGAGGAGCGCGCAGAGCGGCUCAGGGGAAUGACCAAGGAGAUAGACAAGUCGAACACCAGGCUACAUGGCAGAGCCACGGCUGAUGACGCUAGGCCCAAGGAGGAGGAGGGGGCCGCCAUACUGUACGCGCUAGUUGCAGGCUCUACUCCGGGAGGGAUGGCCUACCACGACCCUGACAAGUUGAAGAAGUACGAUCUGGAGGACCUGAGGAAGACCCCGAACCCUUUCUACCUCGAGUCGGACAAGAAGGCUGGCAACGGGUACAGUUUUGUGAGGACACCGUCGCCGGCACCCGGCGUGGACGAGUCGCCGUUCAUGACGUGGGGUGAGAUCGACGGAACGCCGCUGAGGCUGGACCCCGACGAGACGCCGGGCGGCAGCGAGAGAGCGCAUUUCAAGAUGCCACCACCUCCUGCUCGCGACGUCAAGGCGCACUUGCUUUCGAGGGAUGCCGCCCGGAAAAUAAAGGAGCGGUCUAAGCCCUUCCAUAGGCCGCCCCUACCCUCCCCUGCGAGGGGUGUCAGCGCGAGCCCUAGAACCCUUUCGCCAGCCGCGCAAAAAUUCGUGAGGAACGCCAUCUCCAAGUCGUCAAAGUCCUCCAGCGCCAUUGACGAAUCUCUCCGUGCAAGCUACAGAGGCUCGACCCCGUCUGCGAGCACUCCCAAGUCAAGGUUUUCAAGAGACCCUGGCCUCGCAUCGCGUUCUCCAUCCACAAGGCAGGGUUCCACCCCUCCCUGGUGAGUGUUGGUGAGUGUUAGUAAACCUCUUAAUGUUAUUUCAUAAAAUGGGUAGGUGGCCCAUCCUGUACUGUAACAAAUUGUAUAAUGAUGGAAGAUAGUAAAUGAUGAAGUGAUGCUUAUUUUUCUAUUA
This is a messenger RNA of Zea mays, 1719 nucleotides long. Its product is annotated as splicing factor ESS-2 homolog. NCBI's taxonomy places the organism in Eukaryota, Viridiplantae, Streptophyta, Magnoliopsida, Poales, Poaceae. Gene Ontology annotation, cellular component: catalytic step 2 spliceosome. The transcript has a single exon. The coding region runs from base 109 to 1590 and encodes 493 amino acids. The record is from RefSeq and is a predicted model, not a curated record.